Zasmidium cellare ATCC 36951 is the source of this 1266-nucleotide messenger RNA. RefSeq lists its product as uncharacterized. The transcript has 2 exons. Bases 1 to 1266 code for a protein of 421 amino acids. Lineage: Eukaryota; Fungi; Ascomycota; Dothideomycetes; Mycosphaerellales; Mycosphaerellaceae. The record is from RefSeq and is a predicted model, not a curated record.
AUGGUGCACAGCGCAUUGAAAGACUGCGACAUUGUCGCCGUCGGUAACUACGGCGGACAUCCAGACAGCAAGAUCAAAGACUGGGUUCAAGCGGCGCGCGGCAAGAUCUCAUUCCAACCCAAGAUCACCGACCACACCACCCACAUCAUCGUCGCCGAGAAGCAGUGGAAAACCCAACCAGCCGUCGUCAAAGAUGCUCUCAAACGCAGCGAGCAGAGUCAAAAGAUCCACAUCGUGUCGUUCGACUGGCUCGACGAUAGCCUCCACGCCAAAGCCAAGAGGGCCGAGUCCAGCUACUCAUGGGUGAAGAAGGCCAGAGCGGCCAUGAAGGCCAAAGGUCCAAAAGUCCAGCCACGCAGCACGGCGGGUCUGAUGUCGCAGGUCUUUGCUGAGAGUACCGAGGGAUUUCUCUCGGAGGCUGCGAAGAACAAGAUGGCGAAGCGGUGGCAGAUGGAGGAAGACGAGCGGAAGGAGGACGAAAAGCGGAAGCAAGAGGCGUUUAAGGAGCAGCGAGAGUCCGAGAGUCUCAAGAUUCUUCAGGAUUUGUUUAAGCGUGGGAUCACAAAGAAGAGGAACGAGCUCAUUACCGACAAGCAUCACAUCUACGUCGACGGCAAGAGUUUCCGUUUGGAUGUGGUUCUGGAGCCUGUCGACAAGACUGGGGGUCCUGACGACCCACCAAAUGUCUCUCUCCAAAUCUACGAGUCCAAGACCGAGCCGCCCACGUAUGCCUUCAACGCCAAGGCUCACCAUACCUCAAAGCUGCCGCAGAACAACAUCAUCGUCUGCAUCGGCUGCAACUUCCUCACCGCGUCUCGGUUGUUCAGCAACAUCUUUAAGGAGUACACGGGUGUCGAGUGGGCCAGUCGAGCCAAUGCUAGCCCGGAGGAGAGCGGCGCAAAGUACAGAUACGUUGCGCCAAAAGCCGAACUGAUGCAAGAGCGUGGCGGAGAGGACAAGAGUCGGAUGAGUUCGCCUGAGAAUUCUGCCGCAUCAAGCUUGACGCAAGAGUCCAAGAAGCUGGCAGACGUCGGCGGCGAUGACAUGCAGGAGGACCGUCCACCGAAGACGGCACUACAACGCCUCGAAGCCAAAGCCGCCCAACGCGCACUCACCAACCAAUUCGACAAGGAGACGCUCGCUGCAGGCAACUCGAGUCUCGGCAAGCGCAAGGAAGUCGAGGAUUCAACACCAGAGGAUUCAGAGGAUGAGCCGCCAAGCAAGCUGAGAAAGUCCAAAGGAAACCGAGCCAGCGGCACGCCCUAA